Molecule: messenger RNA, 4008 nt
Organism: Oncorhynchus nerka (sockeye salmon)
Lineage: Eukaryota; Metazoa; Chordata; Actinopteri; Salmoniformes; Salmonidae
Product: GATA-binding factor 2-like
Exons: 6
Coding region: 377-1747 (456 amino acids)
Biological process (GO): cell fate commitment; positive regulation of transcription by RNA polymerase II; negative regulation of transcription by RNA polymerase II
Cellular component (GO): nucleus
Molecular function (GO): DNA-binding transcription factor activity, RNA polymerase II-specific; zinc ion binding; RNA polymerase II cis-regulatory region sequence-specific DNA binding
Source: RefSeq, a predicted model, not a curated record
ACACCCAUAACAGCGCAUAAAGGGAAACGUCAGCGAGAACUACGUAGUGCCAGGCAGGCGAAACCGAGACCCGGUUAUAGGCUACCGGACUGAAUCUCUCAUUACUCCUCUCCCAGACAGAGCAGGACCGAGUCAGUCUGGUGAUGUCAGUAAGAGCCAAUAAAACGGAUCAAGGAUUCUAUUUCUGAAGCAAAGAACCCGUAAGGAGAGUGUGCCGAAAACCCGUAUGACAUCACUACGUCCAUCCUUUUCUCCACAUUUCGGGACUGUAAAAAGUGCUUAAUCCAGGAGAAGGACCACAUAAAGAUAACUUAUAUUUUCAGAAAAAGUACGACGUUUCGGUGAUAUCUUGGAUAAAGUUAUCGACGAUUUAGGUAUGGAAGUCGCAGCCGAUCAAUCUCGGUGGAUGGCGCAUCAUCACGCCGUGUUGAAUGGGCAGCAUCCAGACUCGCAUCACCACAGCUUGGCCCACAACUACAUGGAGCCCAUGGCGCCGCUUUUGCCCCCAGACGAAGUGGAUGUGUUUUUAAACCACUUGGACUCUCAGGGGAACCCCUACUAUGCCAACUCCCGGGCCAGGGUUACAUACAGCCAGGCACAUGCUCGCCUUGGGAGUCCGGUUUGCCGGCCACACCUCAUCCACAGCCCCGGCAUUCCGUGGCUUGACAGCGGGAAGGCGGCCCUCUCUGCUGCCCACCACCAUAACGCAUGGGCGGUCAGUCACUUCAGCAAGCCAGGAAUGCAUCCUGCUAGCUCCGGCUACCCUUGCAGUAGCAGCUCCAGCACUGCUCCGGUGUCUUCCCUCACCCCUGCGUCCCACUGCAGCCCGCACCAUCUCUACAGUUUCCCUCCUACGCCUCCCAAAGACGUGUCCCCGGACCUCGGCCCUACUUCUCCAACCUCCACCUCGACAAGAAUGGACGAGAAGGAGUCCAUCAAAUACCAAGUGUCACUGGCAGAGGGAAUGAAAAUGGAGGGUUGCAGUCCUCUCCGCAACAGCCUGGCUUCGAUGAGUGCCCAAACUCCCGCAACACACCACCCCAUCCCGACCUACCCAUACUCUCUCCCAACACCACACGAAUACGGCGGCAGUCUCUUCCACCCCGGUAGCCUGCUGGGUGGAUCUUCAUCCAGCUUUACGCCGAAGUGUAGAAGCAAAGCCCGGUCGUGCUCAGAGGGGCGCGAGUGUGUCAACUGCGGUGCCACCUCCACCCCGCUGUGGCGGCGGGACGGGACGGGCCACUACCUGUGCAACGCCUGCGGCCUGUACCACAAGAUGAACGGUCAGAACAGACCUCUCAUCAAGCCCAAACGCAGACUGUCCGCUUCGAGACGAGCUGGCACCUGCUGCGCUAACUGUCAGACCACCACCACCACCCUUUGGAGGCGUAACGGCAAUGGCGACCCGGUGUGCAACGCCUGCGGGCUCUACUAUAAACUGCACAACGUCAACAGGCCAAUGACCAUGAAGAAGGAGGGCAUCCAGACACGCAACCGCAAGAUGUCCAGCAAGUCCAAGAGGGGCAGGCGUUCCGGAGAUGGCUACGAUGAGCUGUCCAAAUGCAUGCAUGACAAGUCCUCCCCCUUCGGCGGUGGCCCUGGCCUGGCUGGACACAUGACCCACAUGGGCCACCUUCCCCCCUUCAGCCACUCCGGACACAUGUUGCCCACUCCCACUCCCAUCCACCCUUCGUUCGGCCAUCCUCACCAUCACUCCGGACGGUCGCCGGCCUGGGCUGAGCACUGAAACCUCCCGAAGCCCCUCCAUCACCCCUCCACCAUAUCAUCACCACCAAUGCUUCUGUCUCUAGAGGGGUAAAUUGGGCUCACUGUCAGUAGGACAUUGUUUUGCCUGGCCUCAUUUAGAGAAUUGAUGGAGAGGAGACGUGACUGAAGGGAGAGAGAACGUGAGUGUGCGAAGGUGAAGCGGAACAUGGGCGUGUUGAGUUGCUCCCUUCAAGUUGCCUUUUUUUUUACUGAGUCACUUUGGUACCCCUCCCACCCUAUGAGAGAAAAUAUGUGAGGUAUUAGGAUAACCACUGCUUUCCCCUCCUGAACCUCUGUAGUGUAAGGAGACCCCCCCCCCCUCCCCUCCCCCUUCCUGUUGUGGACAGACUGUUCACACCGUGGGUAUGAGAGACUUUCUGAACCAGCCUCCCCACACAUGCAUACACACACACACACCACUGACCCCUCACCCCUUACAUGCUGGAAUACACACCCACCCGCCUGGUCCCCCUGGACUUUAUUGGAAAAAGAAGCAAGCAAACAGAAAGUUUAUAUAAAGUUAAUAAUUGUUAUUAUUGUUGUUAUAAUUGAUGUUAUACUAGUUGUUAUGAUAAUUUAUUUUCACUCUUUUUGCUUUCUUCAGAACACAAGGAUAUUGUUACGAUUAUAAUUUCAUUGUUAUUAUGUAAAGAAAAGAACACAGACUUAGUCUUAGACGAGACAUUGUUCCUAAGCUGUACGUUUUUAUCAUUUUGUCCAUCUCACAAAAUAAAGGAAAUCAAGUUUUAAUACUAAAUAAUGUCACUGAGUCCUUUAAAUGUGAAAUGUAUCGUGUCUCUGUCUCUCUCUCGCCGUCUGUGUCUAUUGGAGUGUCAGUGUGAAUUCCAGUGUUGGUGAAGAGGUUUUGAUUCCUGCUCUAUUUCUAAGUGAUAUCAGAUGUAACGAAGCCAACUCUAUGAUCCCCAAAGUGCAGUAAUGGUUUUGUUGAGCUCCUCCCCUGAGUGAUGUGCUGCUGUUUAUAGAAGGCUUCUUUGUGGAGCUCACGCCCCAGGGUGCACCAGUGUGACCCAGACAGCAGGCUCCAAACCCAGGGUGAGCACAGGGCUCCCACGUCACACACUAACGCGUACACAUGUCCUACAGAAAUACACAUUUUCGGUUCAUAUUACAGUUUUUUUCUAUCGCUUUGGUGCAAUUUUCACAAGUACAGUAUGGGGUACAUUUUCACAACACUUAGUACAAAACAAGGCAGUUGUUUAAAAACUCGUAAGCACAUUUUCAAUUGACUAAGUACAACACACAAAAUCACAGUCCCCUUUUCACCAAACUUAAUCAGUGUUACAUCUCGAAAUACAUGUUUCACAUUGGAAUACAUGUUCAUAUAAAGUAAGUUGCUCUUCACAAUGCAAUGCUCCCAUUACCUUUGAUAUGAUUGUCUUCUCAUUUGUUAAAACACAUUUGACUAUUACUUAAUCCGACUGCUCUUAAUUAAUAAUCACUUAACCAUUUGGUAAACCGACAGCUUUUAAACUGGUUUGCCUGUUUCACACUGCUUCACAAAAAUUGUAUUGGCAAAAAGAGUACUGUAAUACUUUGAGAUAUACAAUUUACGUAGAAGACGCUUUUAUCCAACACGAAAACAGUCCACAACUCUGGUGUUGCUAGGGCCAUGCUCUUAUGAACUGAGCCACGUACAGGACCACUACCAACCACAAGUACAAACAAUACUCUAAAAUACAAUACACAGGUUCAAUAUAGAUGGAAGAUGUAUGAUUGCCAACCGCAUGAGCGUACCACCCUCCUUCAUCCCAUAGUCGAGGCAUGCAAGGAUUUCAAUCCAGACCUAUGUCAGGCUUUCUCCCCAGGUGCAUGAACAAUGAGGACAUUUACGCCCAUUUCCAUGAGAACUUCUAGCCAAAUGCUCAAGACAAGCUCGAUGCAAACAUGACGUUUCUUUCAUUUAUUUUGUUUGAAUACAUUGUGAAAGAUGUCUUCAGUGGAAAUGUGAUGUUCAGUCAAUUUUAGUGGGUAGUAUUGCCUAAUGUGAACAGUGUAAUGUACAGAACUGUACAGUGCUGUAGCAAAUUGCAUUCAAAGGACAAUUUUUAAACAUUUUCUAUUUCUAUAUUUUCUAUUGAAUUAACUGGUUGUUGUGUGUUUUGGUGAUUAAAUCGAUGUUCUUAUGUUAUUUUACAGUAAACUUAUUGUUUGGAUCAAUGGCUGUGCGGUAAAAGAUGUCUCAUAACAAAAGUAAUGCACAAUAAAUGGUUUUGAAUAUAA